AUGAGUAAAAUACCUGCAAAAAAAGUUACCUCAACUACUCAAGGUUCUUCAACAACCAAGAAAUCCAACUCAAAACCGGUGACGUCGUCAUCAAAAGUCAUUGCGACGAAGACAACUGACGUAGCGUCAGCUGCAGCUACGGAUAAACCAGAAAAGAAAAUCAUUAAAUAUGUUCAAAUGAAGGAAGUUAUCCCUAGUGAGAUGAUGAAAUUACGUGAUUUGACAAAAUGGCCUAUUAUUGUCGAUGAAAUUGGUAACUUAAAAACGUUCUAUCGUAUGAAUGAACUUGUAUUAGAAUUCAACCCUCCUCUGACCGUGCAACGUGUUAAAAAUGCUCUUCAACGGAUCUUCUUUGGGUUUUCAUUUGAUACCGAUGGGUCUAUUGACGAUCAUCGCAAAUAUACUAUUCCGACUAAUGUAAAUCGACUUCUUGCUAUUAAUAUGGAAGACAAAGAUAUUGGGCAAUGUGUCGAAGAACUACGAGCAGUGUGCGAUCAGAUUCAUCCUGAUCUAUUCGAUACGGUCUUCAGAAAAGCUGAUGUGAACGAAUCAGGUCGCGAUAAUUUGGAUCGCCUCUUCAAGCUAACUCAAACACCCGAUGAAUUACGUCAAUGUGAUUAUUAUCAAUUUGGAGCUAAAGCUCGUAGUGAAGUCCCUUUUAUAUGUGUAUGGAUUACCCGGCUUACAGAAAUUCCAUCUUCGUAUAAUGAUUUCUUUGGACUAAGAUUCGAAAAAGAUGAACAUUGA
This is a messenger RNA of Adineta steineri, 747 nucleotides long. NCBI's taxonomy places the organism in Eukaryota, Metazoa, Rotifera, Eurotatoria, Adinetida, Adinetidae. The record is from the annotation of a GenBank genome assembly.